GCUCGGCUUGUUCCCGGCAAUAGCGGGUCCGAGCACGAGCGAUCCCCGGCCAGUUCCCUUGGUCUGGACUUGCCGGCCAGGCCUAUUUCGGUCUCCGGUAAUCCAGCAGAAGCCCGGCCGGAGCUGGGUAGGCACGGCUGCCUCUGAGGUGGUAAAAUGUGCUGCGAGAAGUGGAGCCGCGUGGCCGAAAUGCUUCUCUUCAUUGAAGACCGGGGUGAAGAUUGUAAAAUCCUUUGCCUCUGCUCCAGGGCGUUUGUGGAGGAUCGAAAAUUGUGCAAUUUGGGAUUAAAAGGCUACUAUGUCAAAUGCAGUGGCAACAAUACAGGAGACCGUGCUGCAGAAGAGGAGGAAGGUGGUCAAUCCCAGGGUGCUGCAGAGUCAUGCGACAGCAAAGGCCUGGACGAGAGUGAACUUGAUUCGGAGGCUGAACUCAUGAGAAGUAUGGGGUUGCCACUUCAAUUUGGAGGGAUUGCUGCACAUAAAAAUUUUGAGGUGUCUAUGAAUACUAGAAAUAAAGUUAAAAGAAAGAAGAAAAAGAAAAAGCUUCAAACAAAGUACUUAAAUGAAAUUAUGCAAGAAUCUUGGAGAAAAUAUGAAGAAGAUGACAUUUUGGAUUCAGAUGAUCCGUCUUCAGUUGAACAAUAUGAGAACACCAGAACAUGUAAACUUCAAAGUAAAAAAGACAUUGAAACAGAAAAUCUUCCAGUUGAAAAUACAUCGUCACCAAAGCUAGAAAUAACGGAGAAAUGGGAAAAGUAUUGGAAUGAAUAUGGAGGAGGACUGUUGUGGCAAAGCUGGCAAGAGAAGCAUCCAGAUCAGACACUGUCUGCUGAACCUUGGAGCUUCCCUGAUACAAAGGAAGAGUGGGAGCAGCAUUACAGCCAACUUUACUGGUGUUAUUUGGAACAGUUUCAGUAUUGGGAGGCACAGGGCUGGACUUUCGAUGGCUCACAAGACUGUGAUAUGGAUAUUUGUGCAUCUAAAACAGAAGUUGAAAGCAAGAAAGAUGAAAACUGCGUGAAAGUUGACUUAAUGUCUUUUCCAUCUUCACCUGUUAUAGUAGAUAAUGACAACUCUCGUGCAAGUGAUAAGGAUCAUAAUGAAAUAGUUGAUGGAAUUAGUAACAUAACUCUAAAUUCAGAGGAAGUCGAACAGGGCCAAUUAGAUUGCUCUGUAAGUUGCAACGGUUGCCAGCAGCUCGGUGAAGUUGUUAGCAGCAGGAUAGAGUGCCCCACAUCUGGCCAAAGUGAACCAGGUAAUGGCAGAACUAAGGAAAACCGCUCAUCUGGGAAUAGAAGCACAGACCAGCCAGCUCAGGAUUCACAGGAGUCUUCAGGAGCAAACACAAGCAGAGACAGACCACACCCCAACGGUAUUGAUGGAGAGGACAGUGACGAUGACCCACCUGAGCACAAGCCAACCAAACUCAAGAGGAGCCAUGAACUGGACAUCGAUGAAAUCCCAGAUCCAGACCUUGAUGACAGUGGUUCCCUUCUAGGAUUCAAGCAUGGCUCAGGACAAAAAUACGGCGGGAUUCCAAAUUUCAGUCACCGGCAGGUCAGGUAUCUAGAGAAGAAUGUGAAGCGUAAGUCCAAGUUCUUGGACAUGCGCAGGCAAAUAAAGAUGAAAAACAAGCACAUCUUCUUUACGGAAGAGUCAGAAAAACCAUUUCUCAAGAAAAGCAAAGCUCUGAGUAAGGUAGAAAAAUUUCUAACAUGGGUGAAUGAACCAGUGGAUGAAGAGGCAUCACAGGAGUCAUUUUCUCACGACAAUGUGCAAGACACUUGCACCAGCAGUGAUUCAGAGGAACAAGACAUGGCUGUUAAAAAAGGUGGUGACCCACUGGAGACUGGGAAUCCAGAACCAGAAAGGUGUCAGGCCUCCUCUUCAGCUGGUGGACUUGAAACAGAAAUAAAUGAAGGAGCCAGCUUGGGGGCAACUGUUCCAGAGAAGGAGGAUUGUGUCACUCCAGACACAGCAGACUCUCUUCAGGCAGAAACUGAAGUUGGAAGAAAAAAGAAGAAGAAAACCAAGAACAGAAGGGUAAAUGGUCUGCCUCCUGAGAUAGCUUCUGUUCCUGAACUAGUAAAAUACUGGGCCCAGAGAUAUAGGCUCUUUUCCCGUUUUGAUGAUGGGAUUAAAUUGGACAGAGAGGGCUGGUUUUCAGUUACACCUGAGAAGAUCGCCGAGCACAUUGCUGGCCGCAUCAGUCAGUCCUUCAAGUGUGAGGUAGUAGUGGAUGCUUUCUGUGGAGUUGGAGGAAAUACCAUUCAGUUCGCCUUAACAGGAAAAAGAGUGAUUGCCAUUGAUAUCGACCCUGGUAAGAUUGAUCUUGCUCGUAAUAAUGCAGAAGUUUAUGGUGUAGCAGAUAAGAUAGAGUUCAUCUGUGGAGAUUUCCUGCAACUGGCUUCUGGUUUAAAGGCUGAUGUUGUAUUCCUCAGCCCACCCUGGGGAGGGCCAGACUACGCCACCGCAGAGACCUUUGACAUUAGGACGAUGAUGUCUCCUGAUGGCUUUGAAAUUUUCAGACUUUCCCAGAAGAUCACUAAUAAUAUUGUUUAUUUUCUUCCAAGAAAUGCUGAUGUCGACCAGGUGGCAUCUUUAGCUGGGCCUGGAGGGCAAGUGGAAAUAGAACAGAACUUUCUUAACAACAAAUUGAAAACCAUCACUGCAUAUUUUGGUGACCUGAUUCGAAGACCAGCCUCUGAAACCUGACCGUGAGGCAG
Molecule: messenger RNA, 2726 nt
Organism: Nycticebus coucang (slow loris)
Lineage: Eukaryota; Metazoa; Chordata; Mammalia; Primates; Lorisidae
Gene: TGS1
Product: trimethylguanosine synthase 1
Exons: 13
Coding region: 157-2715 (852 amino acids)
Biological process (GO): 7-methylguanosine cap hypermethylation; 7-methylguanosine RNA capping
Cellular component (GO): nucleus
Molecular function (GO): RNA cap trimethylguanosine synthase activity
Source: RefSeq, a predicted model, not a curated record